AUGCCCCCAACGGGCCCUAGAGGCGGUAUAUUCGCCCCACCUUUCGGCAAGAUAUACCUCGAUCCCUCCUUACCGUCCCACACCGACCUUCUCGCCCUCCUCCGAAAGAACGGUGCCCAGCUGGUCGACACCCCCUCUGACACUUCCUGCCGAAUCAUUAUUCUCCACCCGUCAUCUACUGCCAGCUUUGACGCGUACUGUCAUCCGGUAUGGCUCACUAUGGCCGCGAGGUUUCGGUAUCUGCGGAAAAUACGGGCGGGGGGCGUGGAGGAGUGGAAAGUACGGACGAUCGUCUCAGAGGAGUGGGUUGGGAAGUGUGUGGAUGCGAACAAGGUCCUGGGAGAGGAAGAGGGAUGGGGAGGGUGUAGGAAAGGAGGACCGCCGAUCAGACCUCAAGUCUCGCCGACGGUCCCCGUACCUCGGACCUUCGCUCCUGUCGCUUCCGAAGCUACACCAGCUACUCACCUUCUAUCAGCAUCAGCGAACACAAUCUCAUCCUCGACUCAGAUGAUGGGAGCGGACCCAGAGAACAAUGCGUCAGGCUCGUCCCGCUCGACCUCGCUCGCGCCUUCGGGGCGAGGCGAGCCUACCCCUCCCCCGCCUCCUCCCCAGCCAAGGAGCAUCGUCCUCGCACCUAAAGCCCCCGCUCUCAACACGUUCAGUAAUGACUGGCAACAUGAGCGAUCCCCGCCGGUCAUCCUCGAAGGGUUCAAGAUCUUUCUCGAUAAGGGACGGUAUGGGCGGAAACAGACCAUGGCUUCCAUCGGGAAAAGCAAAGGCUUGGUCGUGCCCACUAUCGAAGAAGCGACCCACGCCCUCCUCUCGCCAGUCUUGCGCGCCGAAGCGCAGAACCGCGCCGACACAAUCCGAAGAGCCGCAGCUCGGGGGACAUGGUGUCUAUGCUAUGACUGGCUGGAGGAGAGCUGGACGGCGGGCAAGGUGCUGUCGGAGUGGAAUUAUGUGUAUGAGGGCGGGGUGCCAAAGGGUGCAGCAGAAGCUAGAGCUUCCGAGGAGGAAAGCAAGGGCACACCAAAGCCAAAGGCUUUGGUAGCUGCGGCAAAGCACACAGUCCCGGCUGCAACUCCGGCGUCCCAAGGGUCCUCCGGUCCCGUCAAGGAGAAUGCAAAGCGCAAGAUGCCAAAUGAGCAGCUUUGCCAGAUCUUUCGAAACGCCCAAGCCUUCUCGUUGAAGGAUGGCGAGAACAAGAAGACUAUGAUCCAGAAGCUCGUCGCCGAUCAUCCGGAGUACACCGAACACACCUUUCUCUACCUCUAUUCAAGCUGGAAAAACAGCACGCAUCGCUUCUCCCCUUACGCCAAGGACGUCGAGUACAAGAAGCAUACCGCCCUAUUCGCCCCAUUACUUGCUCUUGUACGGACCGGCGUUUCCCUCGGCGAUAUCGCUACUCGACUCGCAUCCGAUCAUCCGGCUUACGGAUUCUCGGCCCAGGCGUGGGAAGUCCAUCUCGGAAACUACCUGCGUGACCUCGAACCUCACCAUUGGACCAACACGAGUCACAACCGGCGCAUGGAACUGGUGACGAUCUUCAAAAGAGAUCAUGAUCGCUCGGAAUUGAAGUACGUGGAUGUCAUUGCGGAUACUGGGGAAUCGCGCCCAUAUGUCGACAAGAUUUAUAGGCUGUGGCGUCUCGGUCAAUUGAAGGAUGUCCCGGAUGACGCACAGCCGUCGGCGAUGGUGAGGUCCGAAGGCGUUACGGAGGCCGGCGCUGAGGCUGGUGUGGAUGGGGAAGGGGACGGGAACACACCGGGCUUGACGGCUGAUCGGGCUUCAUCGUCAAGUUCGGUCAAGCGGAAGGCAGUGGGCAGCUCGGGGAAUGGGAGAUCAAGGACAAAGCGGGCAAGAGAGGACGAGGAGGACGAGAUGAUGCUGGAUAUAGAGCUGGAGGUGGGGCCGGACGAACCUAUUACGAGGGCGGCGGCGAGGAGGGAGAAGAUGGCGGCGGAAGUCACGGAUUUGUGCUUUAGCUCGGGGGAGGACGAUUAUGAGAUAUAG
Dioszegia hungarica is the source of this 2013-nucleotide messenger RNA. RefSeq lists its product as uncharacterized. Bases 1 to 2013 code for a protein of 670 amino acids. The transcript is spliced from 6 exons. The record is from RefSeq and is a predicted model, not a curated record. Lineage: Eukaryota; Fungi; Basidiomycota; Tremellomycetes; Tremellales; Bulleribasidiaceae.